This is a messenger RNA of Tribolium castaneum (red flour beetle), 1637 nucleotides long. RefSeq names its product facilitated trehalose transporter Tret1. Gene Ontology annotation, biological process: transmembrane transport. NCBI's taxonomy places the organism in Eukaryota, Metazoa, Arthropoda, Insecta, Coleoptera, Tenebrionidae. Bases 117 to 1493 code for a protein of 458 amino acids. Gene Ontology annotation, molecular function: transmembrane transporter activity. The record is from RefSeq and is a predicted model, not a curated record. The transcript has 2 exons. Gene Ontology annotation, cellular component: membrane.
UAUUAUCAACUAUUGUAUUAAUUCAUACGCAAAUGGCUAAGUGCACUAGAACUUGCGAUAAAGUUUAUCACAAUUCAAAGUUACUUUUUACAAAUACUGUCUGGUCAAUGUAAAACAUGGAAAAAAUGAAGCUCCAUUUAGUCGAUAUUCUUCCCCAAUUUGCAGCCUCGUUUGUUGCCACUUUAAGCUCAAUUUCGGAUGGAAUGCACUACGCUUGGUCAGCUCCAGUUCUCCCACUACUUCGUGAAGAAACAAGUCCAGUAACAAUCACCAAAAUUGACGAGAUUUGGUUUGAAGGCUCUUACUUGAUUUCUGGUUUACUAGGACUUCCAAUUACCGUCUAUUUGGUUGACAAAAUCGGACGUAAAAAGGCAAUUUUGACGGCAUCUGCCACAAGUUUGGUGUCUUGGAUUUUAAUCGGUUCGUCCAGACAUGUUGCACAGUUGUAUUGUGGACGAAUUUUGGCUGGAGCGUCUGGAGAUAUGGCCUAUGUGGCAAUACCGAUGUAUCUUUCGGAAAUUUCAAACGAAAAGUAUCGUGGCUUAUUGACGAGUUAUGAUUUCAAUAUGGUUCUAGUUGGGACUUUGUUGAUUUCUGCAGUUGCUCCUUUUACUCCUUACUACGUCCCUGCAGUGAUUGGAGUAAUUUUGUUGGCCCUCCAGUUAGCUAUCUCCCCUCUAAUGCCAGAAUCUCCGUACUUUCUUUUGAGUAAAAACAGAGCCGAAGAGGCUAAAACAGCCCUAGAAAAACUUCGAGCAAAUCAGGCUAAUAUCGAUGACGAAUUUAACGAAAUUGCAGAAGCAGUUCAAAAACAAAACACCCAGAAAGGAAAAUACACAGAUUUGUUCCUAGUCAAGAGUAACAGAAGAGCCGUCACUAUUAUCACAGUCCUCAUUCUUUGCCAGUUCUUCAGCGGUUUCAGUGCAGUUGUUAUGAACCUUCACACAAUUUUGGAUGAAGCAGAUUCUGGGGAUGUCAUCAACGUGGAAAAAUACGGAAUCAUAUUUUACUCUCUUAUGGUACUUUCUGCCACUUUCUGCUGCCUAACUGUUGAUAAGUUCGGUAAAAAAAUACUUCUAAUCGUUUCAAGUGUCCUCACAGGGGUUUGCUUACUGAUAAUUUCAAUUUAUUUCAAUUUACAAAAAUUCGGAGUUGAUGUUAAAAGUGUGUCGUGGAUUCCGGCUUAUGCACUUAUGGGGUACGCAGUUGCGUUUAAAAUCGGAAUGGGGUUUUUGCCACAAGUUAUCGUGUCUGAGUUGUUCCCAAAUAAUGUUAAAGCUUUUGGCAUGACUUAUGGCGAUUUCUUGUUUAUUGUAUUUAGUUUUGUUUCGCUUAUUUUUUACCAGUAUCUUAAUUACUUUUAUGGUCAUUAUGUUCCGCUUUAUACUUUCACCGUUGUUGCUUUUCUCGGAGCGGUUUUCACGUAUUAUUUUGUGCCGGAGACUAAAGGCAAAACGUUGGAUCAGAUACAAACGAUGCUUCAAGAGAUGUAAAAAAUAUGUAAUUUCGUGUUUUAUUUUUUUAAUCAUAAGUUGACAAUAUUAAGUUCAAUUGUAAUUAGUUACAUAUAUUUUUUUGUUUGCAGGAAAAAAUAUUUAUUUAGGUACUUAAAACAAACUUAAACAUACAAGUAAAUA